GGCGGGGGCACCAUCCCUGAAGAAUAUAAAAAUCUUGUCUAUAUCAGAUGCCUGGCUCCUGUAGAAGCCAUCCAGUUUUGUGCAAAGAAUGAGAACUUCAUUGUCUCUGCUUUCCCUGCUCUGAAGCUUCUGAGAAGAGAACUCAGCUUCCCACAUCUGCUGAAUCUCAAAACCCCCAGCUAAAAAAAGAGAGAGAGAAUUGGUUGCCUCUUAUAUGCACCUGGACCGGGGAUCAUACAUGCCCCCGACCAGGGAUCAAAUCCACAGCCUAGCUCUAGAGUUUCCUAUUUUGGAGAAGCAGAACUGGUUGAUACAUCUCCACUAUAUCCACAAGGAUUAUGAAGCAUGCAAGGCUGUUAUCAAAGAACAGCUUCGGGAGACCCAGGGGUUGUGUGAAUAUGCUCUCUAUGUCCAAGCAUUGAUAUUUCGCCUGGAAGGAAAUAUCCAGGACUCCCUAGAACUCUUUCAGACGUGUGCUGUUCUCAGCCCUCAGUGUGCUGAUAACCUCAAGCAGGUGGCCAGAUCUCUAUUUCUUUUGGGAAAACAUAAAGCUGCCACUGAAGUAUAUAACGAAGCAGCUAAACUUAACCAGAAAGAUUGGGAGAUCUGUCAUAACCUAGGAGUUUGCUACAUUUAUCUGAAACAGUUCAACAAGGCACGAGACCAGUUGCACCAUGCCCUACAUCUUAACAGGCAUGACCUGACUUACAUAAUGCUGGGGAAGAUUCACUUGCUGGAGGGAAACUUGGACAAAGCCGUCGAAAUUUACAAGAAAGCUGUGGAAUUCUCACCAGAAAAUACAGAACUUCUCACAACUUUAGGAUUACUGUACUUACAGCUUGGCAUUUACCAGAAGGCAUUUGAAUACCUUGGAAAUGCACUGACUUACGACCCUACCAACUACAAGGCCAUUUUGGCAGCAGGCAGCAUGAUGCAGACCCAUGGAGACUUUGAUGUUGCCCUCACCAAAUACAGAAUUGUAGCUUGUGCUGUUCCAGAAAGUCCUCCACUCUGGAAUAACAUUGGAAUGUGUUUCUUUGGCAAGAAGAAAUACGUAGCAGCUAUCAGCUGCCUGAAACGAGCCAACUACUUGGCACCCUUUGAUUGGAAGAUUCUCUAUAAUCUGGGCCUUGUGCACUUGACCAUGCAGCAGUAUGCAUCAGCUUUCCAUUUUCUCAGUGCAGCCAUCAACUUCCAGCCGAAGAUGGCGGAGCUCUACAUGCUCUUGGCUGUGGCUCUGACCAAUCUCGAAGAUACUGAGAAUGCCAAGAGAGUCUACGCAGAAGCAGUCCAUUUGGAUAAGUGUAACCCUUUAGUGAACCUCAAUUACGCUGUGCUGCUGUACAAUCAGGGCCAGAAGAGGGACGCCCUGGCCCAGUAUCAGGAGAUGGAGAAGAAAGUCAACCUACUCAAGGAGAGCAGCUCUCUGGAAUUUGACUCUGAGAUGGUGGAGGUGGCUCAGAAGUUGGGAGCUGCUCUCCAUGUUGGGGAGGCACUGGUCUGGACUAAACCAGCUAAAGAUCCCAAAUCACAGCACCGGACCACUUCAGCCAGCAAAGCUGCCUGUUUCCAGCAGCCCCUGGGCUCUAAUCAAGCUCUAGGACAGGCCAUGUCUUCAGCAGCUGCAUACAGGAAGCUCCCCUCAGAGAGAGGAGAAGGGAGGGAGAAAGAAGAGAGAAACAUCAACGUGUGAGAGAAACAUUAAU
Molecule: messenger RNA, 1706 nt
Organism: Phyllostomus hastatus (greater spear-nosed bat)
Lineage: Eukaryota; Metazoa; Chordata; Mammalia; Chiroptera; Phyllostomidae
Gene: BBS4
Product: Bardet-Biedl syndrome 4
Exons: 17
Coding region: 215-1693 (492 amino acids)
Biological process (GO): protein localization to cilium; cilium assembly
Cellular component (GO): ciliary basal body
Molecular function (GO): protein binding
Source: RefSeq, a predicted model, not a curated record